AAGUGAUACAAACUUGACCCAUUUAAAACGUCAACGUCCGGCAGGAGGCGGCCUCGUACUAUAAAGACUCAUCUGUUUAUGUUUAUGGCUUUACAAUCCAAAAGCAUAGAUAUAUCGUUAACGCAGCAUUUAUUUUGAGGAUUAUUUGCUUUCUACUAUAAUGACUGAACGGGACUUGAAAGAUCCGACAGGGAAAGUAGUGUUUCGUGCUGUUGAGUAUGAUGGAACUCGCUUUCCUGCAAUUAUAUUUGGGAACAUAGCCAAUCAACUGAGAGAACUCAAUGGAAUGACUUUCAAGGAGAGUGAUGUCUUUGUUGUAGCAUAUCCAAAAUCUGGAACUCACUGGUGUUAUGAAAUCGUGGCCAUGCUUAGAAAUAACAGUUCAGAGCUCACUAAACAAUCGCCGCCUUUGAUUGACAGGCUACCUGUCGAGAAACUCAGGCAGGUGCCCGAUGGGGUUCGAGUGUCCCAUCUUUUGCCUCGACAUAUGCCCAGAGAUUCUAUUGAAAGGCGGUGUAAAAUCAUUCACAUUUACAGGAACCCAAAAGAUGUUGCCGUCUCGUAUUUUCACUUCCUAAAGAAGACCAAAGAAGGAGAGCUCAUAAAGGACAUGGAGUUUGAUGUGUUCUUCCAAAUGUUUAUCACAGACCAGUUACAUCGAGGUUCUUGGAUAGAUUACGUCAAGGAAUGGACAGAUUUCAAAGAAGAAAAUGUUGAAUACCCAUUACUGAACAUCUGUUACGAGAGCAAGAAAAAGGACCUCAGAGGACACGUUAAAAUCAUUGCAGACUUCCUUGAAGUGAAACCAAGUGAAGAAUUAAUGGACGAAAUCGCUCACAAAUGUGAAUUUCAAACUAUGUCUGCUUUUAAACACAAUAACAUUCCGGAUAGCAUGUGCAGGAUAACCGAAGUACGGGACAAACAUAUCAUGUACAGAAAAGGAGAAGUUGGCGACUGGAAAAACUGGUUGACAGUCGCGCAAAGUGAAGCAUUAGAUGAGAGAAUCCAAGCAAGAAACCUACCUUUGGAGAUACAUUAUUCCUGAUAAAAUAUAAUUCAACCAACCAAUUAUAAUUGUGCAAACAGUCAGCAUACAACCUUGGAUUAUGAGAGUAGUUCUAUUCUUAUUUAUCCAAACAGUGAGAUUAUUGUUUUUAGAGCUUACAUUGCCUCGUUUUGUACAAUAAAUGAUGAUACAUAUAUUCAGGAGGCUAGAUGAUUAACAAAUUACCCAUCAGUUUUCGUAUAAAAACCUUGCAUUGACCGGAAUAGCAGCUAUUGUCGUUUUUAAUAUGACGUCAUUGUUCGCAAUUUUUAAAGUUGUUUCAUUUUUCUUUUAUUUUUUAUUUAUCUAAUUCUUCUUUUAUUUUUCUUGGUGCAUUUAAAAUUGUGAAGUUUAACGGUGAAUGCAAAAAGUUUCUAGAGGAUGGAUAUAGUGGAUGAUACCUGUGUUUAAAUUUUGUAGAGGUUUUUUCGUACACAUAGUUUACCUUUCCUGGGAUAUUAACACACCUUAACAAUGUGAUAUUUUUACAAUUUAUACUUGUUAUUCUAAAAUAAACAAAGACAAACCUAAUGGGAUAACUUCAAAUCAACUGAAAAAAACUUGGGAGGUAGGGGGCAGAGACGUUUUCAUGUCUCAAGAUAUUAACCAAUACAAUGUAUAUGUAUAACCAGGCUUAUUAACAAUUUUAAACAUUAUAUGCAUGUUUG
Messenger RNA from Magallana angulata, 1713 nucleotides. Its product is annotated as sulfotransferase 2A1-like. Gene Ontology annotation, cellular component: cytoplasm. Gene Ontology annotation, biological process: sulfation. The transcript is spliced from 6 exons. The record is from RefSeq and is a predicted model, not a curated record. Bases 161 to 1045 code for a protein of 294 amino acids. NCBI's taxonomy places the organism in Eukaryota, Metazoa, Mollusca, Bivalvia, Ostreida, Ostreidae. Gene Ontology annotation, molecular function: sulfotransferase activity.